AUGACCUUGGCCCUAGCGCUGCUUGCGCUGCUGUCUUCGGUGCGCGCGGACUCGGUGCGGCGGCAGCUGAGGGUGACCUCGCAAGGCGAGAUCCAGGCAGCAGGCGCCGAUGACGCGGAGUUGAUCUCGCUGCUGCGGAAAUCCAAAGAUCUCUGCCCAAAAGGGGACAGGAGGUGCCUCGCCAUCCUCACCGAGCUCCGGCGUGCCCUGUGGCCCAGGAUCCAAGCGGAGACUGGCUGGACGGGAGCCGCCUGGUGGCCUACAGCUAUCGACGGAGAGGAGUUCGUAGGGCAGGUUUCGGAAUGCGCAGGCGGGUCCCGGAAGUUGUACUUCCGGCACAUCUGGAAGGCGGCGGGGCAGACAAUCUUCCGGAACUUGGAGAAGGUGAGCACUCCUGUGGUGCAGGCUGGUGCCCAGUACGAGGAGUUCUGCAGAGACUUUCAGGCGUCUCGCAACCACAGCCUCAUCACCUCCUUCACCUUUGUGCGUGACCCGUUGGUGCGCUUCAUCUCAGGCUAUGCGGAGAUCGAGCAUCGCAUGGAGCAAGGCCAGGAGGCGUACCAGCACUUGAAGCUUUCCCUGGGCAAGUAUUCCAGAGGAAGCAGUGACCGUGGCAAAGCCUUCUUCGAGGAGUUCUUGAGGAAUGCAAUUAAUUAUGAUGGCCACGUGAAGCCUCAGAGCGAGUUCCUGGCCCCGGUGGCGGGGUGCGGGGUGCCUUUGGACUUCAUCGGCCGCACCGAGCGCUUCGCGCAGGACUGGAGAAAGCUGCUAGCAGCCCUGCACUGUGACAUUGCGACAUUGCCUUUCGACAGCUCUCUCGGCUUCAUGUCCUGUCCGUGCCGAGGCCUGCAUCCAAAUGACAACCAAGACAAGACGGCCUUGCAGCAGGGCGCCCUGAGCUUGUUCAAGGUCGCCAGUGACAGCCACAUGGCCAUGGAGGCCGCUAUGGCGGAGAAUGGGGGCGCGUACCUGCGAGGCCUUUGCUGGCUGCUGCUUCCGGAUUUCGCCAUCCUGGACUAUGAUCUGCCGGAGGGAUGCCGGGAAGGAAGCCUGCUGACCCUCCUGCAGAGCGUGAGGCAGUGGCAACUGCAGCCAGGCUCCGUCGCCGAUUCCCCGCCAACUCCGGCACCAUCUGCAGCUGAGAAGCGGCCCACGGCGGAACGGAGCGAAGUGGCAAGGAGGGAGCAGGCCAGAAGAGAAGAGCCUAAGCCGCAGGCUCAGGCGGGAGCGAUCAGCCACAGCCCGGUCUCAGAGGAGGCGAAGACAAGACUGGCGCAGCAGCUUAGGAGGAAGAUCAUGGCAGAAGAGCUGAAGCGCAAGGCGCAAGAAGAUGCCCAACGAGCUGCGCGGAUCGCGGAGGCCUCGAGAGUAGCCGUGCAGUCGCACAUCCGCACGCACGGGACGGACGACUGA
Effrenium voratum is the source of this 1413-nucleotide messenger RNA. The record is from the annotation of a GenBank genome assembly. Lineage: Eukaryota; Dinophyceae; Suessiales; Symbiodiniaceae.